This is a messenger RNA of Octodon degus (degu), 951 nucleotides long. Its product is annotated as olfactory receptor 5B2-like. The record is from RefSeq and is a predicted model, not a curated record. Gene Ontology annotation, biological process: G protein-coupled receptor signaling pathway; sensory perception of smell. Gene Ontology annotation, molecular function: odorant binding; olfactory receptor activity; G protein-coupled receptor activity. Bases 1 to 951 code for a protein of 316 amino acids. The transcript has a single exon. Gene Ontology annotation, cellular component: membrane. Lineage: Eukaryota; Metazoa; Chordata; Mammalia; Rodentia; Octodontidae.
AUGACUUCCAGCAGAUUGAUGGGGAACUGUACGGAAGUGACCCAGUUCAUCCUCCUGGGACUGACUGCUGUCCCAGAGCUGCAGACCCCUCUGUUAAUCAUGUUCACUCUCAUUUACCUCUUGAAUGUGGUUGGAAACCUUGGAAUGGUCAUGCUGAUUCUCCUGGACGCCCGUCUGCACACCCCCAUGUACUUCUUCCUUAGCAACCUAUCUCUGGUGGACAUUGCAUACUCCUCAGCCGUCGCUCCCACGGUCAUGGAUGAAUUCCUCACAGGGUACACGGUCAUCUCCUACAAUGCUUGUGCUGCUCAGAUGUUCUUUUUUGUAUCCUUUGCCACCGUGGAAAAUUACCUGCUGGCUUCCAUGGCCUACGACCGCUAUGCCGCGGUGUGCAAGCCGCUGCACUACACCGGCACAAUGACCACGAGAGUCUGUGCUUGUCUGGCCACAGGAUCCUAUAUUUGUGGUUUCUUGAAUGCCAUAUUCCACACUGGGGACAUCUUCAGCCUUUCAGUUGGUAACUCCAAUGUGGUCCAUCAUUUUUUCUGUGAUGUUCCAGCAGUCAUGGCUCUGGCUUGCUCUGAUACACAUCUUAGUGAAGUCAUUCUGGUUUUUAUGUCAAGCUUUAAUGUCUGUUUUGCUCUUCUGAUUAUCUUUGUCUCCUAUCUCUUCAUAUUUGUCACCAUCAUGAAGAUGCACUCAGCUAAGGGCCACCAGAAGGCCCUGUCCACCUGCGCCUCCCACCUCACCGCAGUGUCCAUCUUCUACGGGGCUGUCAUCUUCAUGUACCUGCAGCCCAGCUCCAGCCACUCCAUGGACACGGACAAGAUCGCAUCGGUGUUCUACACCAUGGUCAUCCCCGUGCUGAAUCCGCUGGUCUACAGCCUGAGGAACAAGGAGGUCAAGAGCGCAUUCAACAAGGUGAUUGAGAAAGCAAAAAUUUCUAUGUAA